This is a messenger RNA of Scleropages formosus (Asian bonytongue), 13022 nucleotides long. RefSeq names its product Rho guanine nucleotide exchange factor (GEF) 4 (gene arhgef4). The record is from RefSeq and is a predicted model, not a curated record. Gene Ontology annotation, molecular function: guanyl-nucleotide exchange factor activity; protein binding. NCBI's taxonomy places the organism in Eukaryota, Metazoa, Chordata, Actinopteri, Osteoglossiformes, Osteoglossidae. Gene Ontology annotation, biological process: intracellular signal transduction. Bases 129 to 9716 code for a protein of 3195 amino acids. The transcript has 15 exons.
GAGGAAGAGGAGGAAGAGGCGCUGACCACCAUGUCAUCCGUGAGGACGACGGCGAUGGGCCGGGUCCUGUGAUGAUCAUGUUGCUGGUCAUGAUGUAGGUCGGUGUCUGGACGGACCCGCUCGGAGACAUGAUGAUGAUGAUGGACCGCAGCGGCGACGACAGCGGCGACUCUUCCUCGGAGGGGGGGCAGGAGGACGAGCUCCCCGCAGGGGGUCUGGACCACGUGCGGAUGCACCUCACCUGCUUACCGGAGCGCUACAUGAGGGCCAAGUUCACCCUGUCCGCUUACCUGCUCUGCUGGACGGUCCUCAGGCUGUGGCAGAGGCUGAGAUGCUCCAACAGCGUGAGUCAGGCCCCAGAGGCACCUGAGGACUCUGCAAAUGAUACAGAGUGCUUGGAGGACCCAGAACCUCAAGACUGGGCUGACGCGGGCCAAGAGACCACGGAGGAGUACUUUGACACACACUCAUCUCACAGCGACACCUUUUCGGACCUCAUCCCCGAUAGUGAGACGAUCCUGCCGGCUGGGUGGCCCCUGGAGCCCACCAAGAGGGAACCACAAGGAAGACUCAGCUCUAGCAAUGACCCAGGAAACACGCAUCCCAGCAGGCCUGAGGAGGAAGCUCCCCUGGAGCACCACCGUGUUGAACCACACUCACAUGCAGCACAGCAGUGUUUGCCCAGCACCUGCCUGUUGGUCACACACGAGUGGCCUGGGCCUUCAAGGACACAAGAGGCAAUUAGUAAUGUCCCUAAAACGCUGCCUCUGGAAGGUGAACUUCCUUCCCCCUCAAAAUCAGUCGUUCUGCAGGUACUCUCCGUACCCUCGAGGAAGGAGGAGUGUCCUGUGACAGAACCACUGUGCGAAUCCACAGAAACAGGGCUUACGCCGGGAGGACUCCAUUCUGGUAAGGGGAGUGUCUCUGAAACGGAGGAAGAGCAGCUACAGUGCAUCUUCACGCCCACCCACAACAUCCACCAAAGGCCGGACCCGUUGGAGGUCUGCAAGCUAAUCUCAAACCCUAUGGAGUCGCUAACAGAGGAUCGAGAUGGACACAGCAGGACUGGGCACAGGGCUACCUCAGAGGAGUGGCAUGGAAACUGGGCCGAGGAGAACAUUGCUGCAGAUACGUGGCGCGGCAGUCACGUACAGACUCGUUCUGAAAUCCAGGUGGACACUGGGGCCCAAGUGCAGCCCGGCACUGAGGAAAUGGUUGUAGAAAUCCAGACAGAUGUUGAUAUCUGUACCGAUUAUAAUGCUGAACAAGUAGUUUUAGAAUCCAAGUCUAGCACUUGGGUUGGUGUCCAGCCUGGCUUUGAGGAAACCCAAGUCACCAAGCUGGAUACCAAAAACUGUGCACAGUCUGCUACUGAGGAAAUGGUUUUAGAAACCAUGUCUUUAGAAACCCUGCACAAUACUAGCUCAGGUAGGCAGUCUUCCACUGAGGCUGAAGUGUUAGAAUCCCAGACAGAUGUUGCUGUCUCUAUAGAUUUGGACAAUGAAAAAAUAGUUUUAGAGACCCAGCUCAGUGCAUGUGUGCCGUCUGGCACGGAGGAAACUGUUUCAGAAGUCCAGGUGAACACACACACCUGUGUACAGUCCACAACCGAGGAGGGUGUUUUAGAAAACCAUACAAACGCGGACAUCGAUAUAAAGUCUGAUGCAGAAGAAACCGCUUCAGAAACACAGUUUAUUGUUGGUUCAUAUCUGCAGUCUGGGAUUGAGAGGACUGUUCCAGUAAUUCAACUAGACACUAGACACUUAGACAAUACCUGUAUACAGUCAGUCAAUGAGAAACAAGUUUUUGAAACCUGCUCAGAUGUUGAUACCUUUUUAGAAUCCAAUGCUGAAGAAAUUGUGUUAGAAACUUGCCCUACUAGUUGUGUGCCAUCCGGCGCCAAGGAACCUGUUUCGGAAGUCCAUCUGGGCACAAUAGCCUGUGUACAGUCCACCACAGAUGAGAGGUUUUUACAACACCAGGCAAGCAUUGCUACCUGUAGGGAAUGGGACACUGAAGAACCUGCUUUAGAAACACUGCCUAGUCUUUCUUCCUGUGUGCAGCCCGAAACGGGGGAAACUUCUCCAGAAAUCCAGUUGGACACCAGUACAAGUGGAUGUUUUGGCACUGAUGAAAGAUCCACAUGGAUCCCCAACACCUGCUUAGAGUCCAGCACUGUGGGAGAUGUUGCAGAAUCCCAGCUGACUGAUCUUUGUGCUCAGUCUGGUGCUGGAAUUAAUGUUUCGGGAGUUGAGCUACGCACUAACACCUGUGAGAAGUCUUUUACUAAGGCGGAUAUCUUAUACUGUCAGACAUUUAUUAGUACUUGUGCAGAGUCUAGCACUAUGGAAGGUGAUUUAAAAACCCAGACAGGUACAAAAGUCUCUGUAACAACAGCUGCUGAGGAGCCAGGGUACAUUGCACGUAUACUAGGUGCAACAAAGGAGUGUGUUGCGGACACCCAGCCAUGUGGUCCUAUGGAAGAUGUUUCAGUAAUCGAAACACGAUCCUCUGGACAUGUGCUAUCUGGUACUGAAGAAGAUGAAUUAGUAACCCGGGCACACUCUGAUUCGUGUGUAUCGUCUGGUCUUGAGGAAGGUGUUUCAGUAGCCCAGGUGGACGCAACUGUCUCUGUAACGUCAGUUGCUGAUGAACCAGAGUGCAUUGCAUGCACACCAGAUGGAUCAAAGGAGUGUGUUGUGGAAACCCAGCCAUGUGUCCUAUCUGGUCCUGAAGAUGAUGUUUUAGUGAGUGAAACACAUUCCAGUGCAUGUGUACUGUCUAGUAUUGAAGAUGAUGAUUUGGACAACCAAAAACACUCCAUUUGUGUGCCAUGCGGUACAGGGGAAGAUGAAUUGGUAACCCAGACACGCGUUGAUUCAUGCACACUGCUUGGUUCUGAGGAAGAUGUUUCAGUAAGCAAAACAUACCCCAACGCAGGUGUAAUAUCUGGGACUGAAGGAGAUGAAUUAGUGACCCAAUCACACCCUGAUUCAUGUGUACUAUCUUGUCCUGGAGAAGAUGUUUCAGCAGCACAGCUGGACACAAAUGUCUCUGUGAUAUCAGCUACUGACGGAGCAGGGUACAUUGCACUUACAGCGGAUGGAGAAAAAGAAUGUGUUGCGGAUACCCAGCCAUGUGCCCUGUCUGCUCCUGAGAAAGAUGUUUUUGAGUCUCCGCAAGAUGGGUUUGUCUCUGUUAUAGCUGGAACUGGGCAGUCAGAUUACGCUGCAAGUCAACUGUCUAAUGGGGGUGUUAUAGAAAUUCAGCACCUCUCCAAUGCAUGUAUGCCAUCUGGUGCUGAGGAACAUAUUUUAGCAACCCAAACACACUCCAGUACACACAUACUGUCUGAUAAGGAGGAAGAUGAAUUAGUAAACCAAAGGCACUCUGAUUCAUGUGUAUUUUCUGGUCUUGAAGAAAAUGUUUCAGUAAACCAGCUGGACACACAUGUUUCUGUAAUAUCAGCUACUGAUGAGCCAGAGUACAUUGCAUGUACAGCAGGUGAAACAAAUGAGUGUGUGGUGCACACCCAGCCAUGUGCACCAUCUGAUCUCGAGGAAGUUGUUUCAAUAGCGCAGAAACAGUCCGAUGUAUGUGUACUGUCUAGCGCUGUGGAAGAUGAUUCGGAAACCCAAACGCCCUUAGUUUCGAGUGUACCGUGUGGUACAGAGGAAGAUUAUUUAGUAACCCAGACACACUCUGAUUCAUGUGUUCUUUCUGGUGCUGAGGAAGAUGUUUCAGUAGCCCACGUGGAAACAAAUGUCUCUGUAACGUCAGUUGCCGAUGAACCAGAGUACAUUGCGUGUGCACCAGGUGGAGCAAAGGAGUGUGUUGUGGACGCCCAGCCAUGUGUACUUUCUGGUCCCGAGGACGAUGUUUUAGUAAGUGAAACACACUCCACUGCACAUGUACUGUCUAGUAUUGCAGAAGAUGUUUUAAUAACACAAACACACUCAGUUUCAAAUGUACCAUGUAGUAUACAGGAAGAUGAUGUAGUAACUCAGACACACUCUGAUUCAUGUGUACGUUCUGGUCCUGAGGAAGAUGUUUCGGCGGUCCAGCCGGACAAAGUUGUCUCUGUAAUGUCAGUUGCUGAUGAGCCAGAGUGCAUUGCAUGUGUACCAGGUGGAACAAUGGAGUGUGUUGUGGACACCCAGCCAUGUGUCCUAUCUAGUCCUGUGGAAGAUGUUUCAGUAUCCCAAACACACCCUGACCAAUGCAUAGUAUCUUGUACUGAGAAAGAUGUUUUUGAAAGCCAAAUGCACACAAGCAUCCCAGAGGAAUCAAACUCCACUGCAAGUGUACUUUUUGAGGGAGAGGUUCCUGCAACACAGCACCUGUACAGUGUGUGUUUACUAUCUGGUACUCAGGAAGCCCUUGAAGAAACACAAACCCUUUCUAGUACAUGUUUGCUGGCAGGUACAGAGAGGGCUGUGCCAGAAGCUCAGCCUUCCCAUAAUGGGUGUGUGGAAGGUAGAGCUGAGGAGCUUUUGAAAGAAAACAUGCCCACAUCACACAAAGACUGGGAGGUCAUGUUCUCGCCAAGCACAGGGCCAAUGGCUUCCACUGAGCUGGAAAGGGAGACCUCCACGUGGGAGGAGAAGCGAGAGUCUGGGACUCGGUUAUUGGAGGAUCAAGGGGAGCGCAGUGUUGGUUGUGUCCCAGAGAGAUACACAGAGAAUACCCUCACUAGUUACCCAGAGUUUCAAACAUGUUAUGGAGUUGGACCAAAUAACAGUGAGACUAUGGAAGAGUUAAUACCCUGCCAUGCUGACACCACUGAAAGUACUGUUGAAUUAUCUGGUGACCAUCAGCUGAAUGUUACAUAUAGUGAUUUGAGCCAUUCAGACACAGGAUAUGAAACAAGUCAGGCAUCAACAGAAACGCCGAUCAGCUCUAAUCAUCUGAAAUCCUGUGGGGCUGACUUGACCAUAGAUACCUAUCCAUCCUACAAGGACACCGUACAGAUUUAUCCCUCAGAGCUAGAUAAUAUUAAAAAGCUGGGGAUGGAGUGUGUGUUGGGCGCCAGUUCCCAGCUCUGUACACAGGUUGAAUCCCAUUUCAAGGAUCUGGAAGAUAACUGUGUUUCCCAGGAGCACUACACCCUGGAAUGCAAAUGGCACUCAGAUACAAAUAACAACACAAAGGCAGCUUUAAAUUCCUUAAGUCCUCCAGAUGAUUUUCCCACAGUGCAGUACCAAGGAGUUACUGAAGAGCCUGGGGACUUGCUGUCACGAGAGGAUACUAGUGCUCCCAAGCUAAGCACACUGCUGCAGGAUUCUCAAAGUGCACUCCGCCAUCGUGUUGAGCUGGAAAAUUCUCGAUCUGACAUCGUGAACCAAGAGCCCAGCUGGACCCAUGAAAAUUCCGUAUGGCGACUGAUCAUUAACAGCUCCAAGGGGUCACAGGUGGGCAACCAUCCUUCAGAAUUUGAAGAACCUGAGAGAUUUGGAGCGAAAGUUCAGCAGAAGGAGGUAGAUGACCCUGUUGAUACUACUGUUAACCCUGCUUCCUACAGCUAUGUCCUCCCCUCACAUACUGAUAUGGAGUCUGAGGAGAAGGCUGCACCCAAUCACACUGAGAGAAGUAAAGGCUCUGUAAGUAGCAGGGAUUUGCUUCAGGAUCAACUGGAUCCUAAGAGCUCUGGAGAUAAAGAAUAUGGCUUCUUUUCUUGUCAUUCAGAGGCUAGGGGAACACUUGCAGACACAGUUCUAAUGGUGGAGAAGGAAUUGGUUAUUGACAAACCACAUGUUGAAAUUUAUUGCAACUCUGAAACCGGACACUGUACAAUACCUCCUCAGACUUGUUCACAGUCACAUGAAUACAAUACAAAAAUAAUAAGCUAUCCUUACCCAGAGGGUAAUUUCCUGUCAGGGAGCAACCUCGAGCCCAUUUUAGAAUUAGAUCGUUGUCAGGACAGUCCCUUCACAUUGGAAAGUGAGAGCAACGUGAAGGAGAGAAAGACAUCCUUCCUAGAGAAUGCUGUAGAGGAGGGGAACAGUAUCAUAGACCAGGGUCAGACCAGCAUGCUCCUUGCUAGCUGCAUUCCUCACCCUUCCAGCAGUGUUGUUGGGGACUCCAGUGCCAGUAGAACAGUAGAUGCUUCUCCCUGCAGAAACACAGAAUGUCCACCUGUUUCCAGGACCCUAGUGCAAGACAUGAGCAAGAUGAGAUCCCAUCUGCCUGACAUCAACACGUCUGACGGCAAAUGUAUCACUGAGGCCGAGCAGGUCCAGGACCCUGAUAGCACCAACAGUGAUGUGGGAAUAGAUGAGAGCCUCUCAUCCCAUCCUAGAAGCAACUCCAGCCUCCGCAAGUCUGUGAAGAACAAAGAAUCUAAAACUGCCUCUACCAUGAAAAGCUCAAAAUUCUCAGUCUUCACCAGGAUGCCUUCGUUCAGGAAGGGGAAGACCCAAACACGGGAGAGAAAGGGUGAAGAUCAAGAGGUGUUAAAGGAAGCCAGAAUGAGUGUGGGUGCCAGUAAACCACACUCUCCUCUCUGCCAGGCCCACCUGUCCCAGAGCAUGGACCACCUAAGGGAUGUGGGCCGGCAGCCUGAAUACUUGGAUGAUGAUGUCUUGGAGGCGGGAGUUUACCCUAGUCGUACUUCUGUCCGCAGACACAAUGUGGAUGGGAUAGGUCUCCAACCAUCCAUAUCCCACACCCAGGACAUCUCCCAACCUAGUCUCCAGGGCCAUGGGGGCAGAGAUGUUGCUUGCAGCCCUACACUGGAGGGCCGGAGUCCCAGGAGGAGCAAAAGCAUAGAUAACCUGAACCUGCGGAUGAGGUUAGCUCUGGCACACAAAUCACUGUCAAGCCUGUUUGAGUCAAGGUCUUCAGACAAAGAAAAUGCAGACCUAUGUCCAGGGCCAAAGCAUGAGCAGCUGAUGACUGGAUCGCCUCAGGCUGAAGGUAAACAAGCCAAGGAAGUAGAAGUGCUUAAGAGGACUAUGUCAGAUCCUGAUGGGAGCAGUGCCAGGGCAGCCCAGCGGGUUGCACGGGACAGACUUAGCCUUCAGGGUUCUCCCACCAACCUGCAGUCUAACCUGAGGGCCCCAUUUCAUACUGACCCACUGAACAAGAAGGCAGUAGCACGGCAGUUCUCUGAGGGCUCUAAUGAGAGAAGGUCACAAGACAUGAGGAGAUCUAAGCUUCCUGAUGACAGGACUAGGGCAAGUCAUCAUCCUCCAUGUGACUCACAUAUCCUCAGCCUAAAGGACUCUAGCCCUUUGUCUCCCACAAACUGCACCUCUAUGGCCACCUUAGCCCAUCAACAUGCACCUUCUUGGGCCAGGUCACUGGGGUCCUUUGAGGGCAUAGAAGUUCCCCUCAGGCCCAUGAGUCCCAAACCUCAGAGCCCCAGAUCCUGGAACCACCGCCGGAGCUUUCGCUGCCCCUCACGGGGUUUUGCCACAUCUCUGACCUCGUUGGGGCAAGGGGUCAGUGUGGAAGGCCUUUGUGAGCCCCCGGAGAGGCCAAGGACGCACAAGCCUCGGACAUCCCAAAUGGCAUCGGCCCAUUUAGUAGACAUGGAGCACCAGCGAGAGAACUCGGAUUUGGGCAGCCACUGCCAAGACCUCCUGACCACCUCCAUGUCUGUCAACGACUUUGAGCUCAAGCACGACGGUGGCACCGCAGCCUGCCGCACGCCUGAGAAACAGCAGCGGGAAGCGGGGAGUGCGCCGCGGGUGCGGGGUCGAGAGCAGAGGUCACCGGGGCAGAGGCCGCUGUCUGAGCUGAGCGGCUGGACCGCGUCCCUGUGGGUGGCGGGCCGGAGGAAGGGCCCGGGAGGGCCGCUGCGGAGCUGCUCCGACGACCUCUGCAUCGAAACGGAGAGGAACCGGAAGAAGAGGCUGCUCAGGAGCGGGCUCGGCAGUUUGAGCCGGCUGACCGCGCCGCUGCCGGAGGAGCUGGACAAAGGCCAGGACCACAGAUCGAUCAGCUCCCCCCAGGACUUUUCCGCCCUGCCUCCGAGGGAGCUCUUUUUCUCCCAGAGCACCCCCGUGGGACUGGACUGUGUGGGGUGGCCCCGCCGCGCCUCCUACCCGGCCGUGGUGAUUCCUGAUGGGACACUGGACAGGGGAGAGGACAUGGGCAGUGAGGAGGACCUGUAUGAAGAGCUCAGGGGCUCCGGCCACCGCUUUGGCCACCCUGGCGGAGGAGGAGAACAGCUGGCCAUCAACGAGCUGAUUAGCGAUGGCAGCGUGUGUGCUGAGGCGCUGUGGGACCACGUUACCAUGGACGACCAGGAGCUGGGCUUCAAGGCCGGCGACGUCAUCGAAGUAGUGGACGCCACCAACAAGGAGUGGUGGUGGGGUCGCAUCCUAGACAGCGAGGGCUGGUUCCCAGCCAGCUUCGUUCGGCUUCGUGUCAAUCAGGAUGAGCCCAUGGAGGAGUACGUAGCCAAGCUGGAGGGCUCCAGGGAGGAGGAGAGCGGUGUGCCGCACCUCCUGGGCCCAGGACUCCCCUGUAAGGAACAGAUGAGAACCAACGUCAUCAAUGAGAUCAUGAGCACUGAGCGGGACUACAUCAAGCACCUGAAGGACAUCUGUGAGGGUUACAUCAAGCAGUGCCGUAAGAGGACGGACAUGUUCACCGAGGAGCAGCUGCGCACCAUCUUCGGCAACAUCGAGGACAUCUACCGCUUCCAGAAGAAGUUCCUCAAGGGCCUGGAGAAGAAGUACAACAAGGAGCAGCCUCACCUGAGCGAAAUCGGAUCGUGUUUCUUGGAGAACCAAACGGACUUCCAGAUCUACUCGGAGUACUGCAAUAACCAUCCGAACGCCUGCGUCCAGCUGUCCAAGCUCAUCAAAAUCAACAAGUACCUGUUCUUCUUCGAGGCCUGUCGCCUGCUGCAGAAGAUGAUCGACAUCUCGCUGGAUGGCUUCCUGCUCACCCCGGUACAGAAGAUAUGCAAGUAUCCGCUGCAGCUGGCCGAGCUGCUCAAGUACACCAACCCCCAGCACAGGGACUACAAAGACGUGGAAGCGGCACUGAAUGCCAUGAAGAACGUCGCCAGGCUGAUCAACGAGAGGAAGCGCAGACUGGAGAACAUCGACAAGAUUGCUCAGUGGCAAAGCUCCAUAGAGGACUGGGAGGGUGAAGAUGUCCUCACCAGGAGCUCGGACCUCAUCUUCUCAGGAGAGCUGACCAAGAUCUCCCAGCCUCAGGCUAAGAGCCAGCAACGCAUGUUCUUUCUGUUUGACCACCAGAUGGUGUACUGUAAGAAGGACCUGCUUCGUCGGGACAUACUGUACUACAAGGGUCGUGUGGACAUGGACCAGAUGGAGGUAGUGGACCUUGAGGAUGGCAAGGACAAAGACUUCAACGUGAGCGUGAGGAACGCGCUGAAGCUUCGAUCGACGGUCCCGGGAGGCGAGGUCCACCUGCUCUGUGCCAAGAAGCCCGAGCAGAAGCAGCGAUGGCUGCGCGCCUUCGCCGACGAGCGCCGGCAGGUGCAGCACGACCGGGAGACCGGUUUUGCCAUUACUGAGGUCCAAAAGAAACAGGCCAUGUUGAACGCUGGGAAAAGCCACCCAGUAGGAAAGCCCAAAGCUGUGACCAGGCCUUACUACGAGUUCCUCCUGCGGCAGAAACACCCGACGCUGCCCACAUCCCUGCCGCAGCAGCAGGUGUUCAUGCUGGCCGAGCCCAAGCGCAAGACCUCCAACUUCUGGCAGAACAUCGGCAGGCUCACGCCCUUCAGGAAGUGACUUGUGCCUCAACUUGUUGUCCGUGCUUGUGCCUGAACUUUUUUGUUACCCUUUUUUCUUUCCUUCGCUUAGUUUUUUUUUUUUUUUUGUCGUCGUUAUUGUUAUUAUAGUAUUUUCUACAAUGAUUUUUUUUGUGAAAGCACUUUACAGGUUGGUUACAAUCAGACUCUGAUACCUGGCUCCCGGACAAUAUUGUAUAAUAUUUUGGAAGGACGUAACUACUAUCCUAACGCUAGGAUGACAACUACUGCUAGGAUUGCUCUACUACUCCAACCAGAGCAGCAGCUGCUAUUGCUGAUGCAGGUAGAGCUCCGACUUGCAGUGACUUCGGCCGAAGAGAGGAGAGCUGCUGGCGUGUCGUGGGCUCUUUCGACAUUUGCCCGCUGUUCACCGCAUCAGAUGAUUCAGUUGUGUAUGCAAAUGGUUACUGUUAUGUACACUGCAUUAAAAUUCAAGGUGAAAAAGGGUUACGCAUGACACAGAAUCUUUACGGUGAGCAUUUUCCAAGUUGUAAUUCCAUUCAGUAAGCUGCUUUGAUGACGGUUUUUUGUAUGCAACGAGAGAAAAAAAAAAAAAUCCCAAAGAUCCCUAAACUCAGAUUGUCCUAAGCUUUCCGUAAAAAAGUCGCACAGUGACCAUCUGGUACCUUACCAUUUGCAUGUUUUGCUGUUUUUCCUGGGCCUUAUUCACAUCUUUCAAAGUGCCAUUUAUGAUUUCAUAAAGUCAUGGGAUUGAGAUGUGCUCUAACUGCUAUUGAAACGGAAGUUCUGAGACUUGAACCCAGCAGCAAUGUCUUAAUACUGAACUGCCCAAAAAAUAUUCCAUUCUAAUAUUUAUUUACGCAGCAAUCGCAGUUUCGUACAUGUGGCCAAGGUGUUAGAAAAAGCAGCUGCGACAAUUAGCCGACGGCGAUGUCGACGUUGUGUAGCAGGGGUUCGAACAAACAACCCUAAGAGCCACACUACCGAAUGGCCGACAUUACGUGGCGUCCGGGUGGCUGCCUUGUUUUUAAAAUAAGGCGAAAAAGUGUCCAUUCAUAUUAGUAAAUUAGAAAUUAACAUCAGUGUAGUAUAUAUAUUUUUGUGUAAAAUUCCACAUAAAAGUUAGAAAUCCUCCCAGGAAUGUUACCUAACGAAUAUAUUUUUGAGGCUAAAUUAAUUUUAAUGUGCCUAUACAAUCAUACAAGUGUAACUGUUUUGUUACUAGUUUUUAAAAUAUGUACUUGAUUACUGUGCACAUCAGGUAAUUAACACUGUAAAUACCCGGUAGCGAAGUAAGUACUGCGUUACUUCUCUAUUAGUUCACAAUCAUGUCACUCGGAAAGUUCGCGGUAUUAUUGGGGUCGGGCUGAGAGUAGAAUGAGAUCACGACCCUUGUUUCUCCUUUCUGUCUUAGAGGCAGUUCCUUUCGAAAAUUAUUUUGUUUGACCUGAAAUCUCAAAAAGCAAUUUUUAUACAGGAAAAAGGCCAAAUGCUGACCGAGUAAAAGUUCCCGAAAACCACAGCAAAAAUCAUCAUUCGCGGUUUUAUGUUUUUCCCCGAGGGCAGACCGGAACGUGUAGUUUUACGUCUUUAAUAUUUGAAAAUUCUUUACGUGUCAGGGCGGCAAAUGCUUCUGCUGUGCAUCUGAUGAGGACAGCGAAUCCGUUUCCAUCCUGCGGCCGGCGGAGAACAUUUUAAGUGCGACGCAGCGCAAAACCAACUGCGGCGUUUGGUCGGCGCCUCCUUCCGGAACGAGGGACUCCACGGGCGCAUUCGGCGAUACCUGUGUUUUUUUUCCGACCGACCUGCGCUGUACCCCGCCGCCCUGGUGACGUCUCCCCGGACACGACGCGUCCCGAGUAAUUUGUGUCGAAAAGCCAUGAGAAGAAGCAGUCGAGGAAUCCUGCGCCGUGUGACAGCCGAAGUUUUCCGAUGAACCCGUUCGACGUUUCUCAUCGGAAACCCGCGGGAGAACUCCUACGGAGAGGUCCGGCUCGACUUGUGCCGGGCUGUUGGGUCAGGGCUCGCGGGGUUCGCAGCUCGGCUGUUGGCGACACCGAGACGGGUCGUCUAGUCCUGCGGAGAACCGCCGGAUGGACCGGGUGCGAGGUGUGCGCGGCCGCUGCGGAGAGCGCGGCUCGGUAUCUCACCUCAUACAAAUGGUCGAAAGGGCCCUGACUGUUAGUUUUAGCUCCAGGUUGUUCUUCUGAAUUCAGUUGAAUUUAGUUUUCAUUAUUUUUUUUAUGCUGCCCUCGCAAUCAGUGUGACCUCAGAGCUUUUAAAAAACAAUUAGGUGUAAAGAAGUAAAUUGUCCCCCCCGUGUUUUCCAUCCAUUUCACCUUUCAUCCCUGCAGACUGUUGAAGUAUAUUCUGCCCUUUGGUUGUUUUUCUCAAGCCUCUUACCUGAGAUCAUGAUUCGAUCUCCUCGAACCCCGGUGCAUCCAGCUGCAGGCCUGGGGUGUUACUCUGUCCAGUUGGUGUCCAACGUGGAAUCAGCAGAAGGUUAUUUCUGUUAUCCUUGAUGCUGCUUUGGUCUUUGGUGAACCUGCAUGCUGCUUUCAGAACUUGAUACUCAAGUGUUUGUUUGUCUUUUACCCAUAAAGAGUCUGUCAAGUGUGCUUAAUAUGCAAAUGAAAGCUGUCAUUCAAACAAGAAACACGGCUUCAUGUUGAACUAGCCUAUGGUGUUUUUUUUGGGUGGGGGCUUAAGAUCUCUAUGAAAUACCAUGUUAUUUUGCCAUUAAGCAAGUGCAUGCCUAAAUGCCAAGAAUGUCAAAUUUAGUAGAUUUUAACGGGAGAAGCAUCUAUUAUUUAAACGUGGGUCCUUGAAACUGAAAGAACAGCCGUCUCCGGCAGCGUCCGAGGAGUGAGCGUUGCAGUGCGGCGCAGCUGAAACAAAGACAGGUAACGUCCGGUACGGUGGAGUGCGCUUAUAAUCACCCACAUUAUGGUAAUGGUACGAAUAAGUAAUUAAAAUCAGUGGCACUCUAAUUAGGGAUUUCUUAUCACUUCUCAAGUAUUAACACAAAGAAAAACUUUUGUAACCCAAGCGAUGAAAUGCCUUUUUAACAGAGAAGUUUUAAUAAUUACAACAAUGAAAUAUUAAGAAAAAAAUAUCGGUUUAGCUUUUUAUGGGACGAAUUUUCAUAGUCGUUUCUUUAAAGGCAUGCAAACCCCCACCAGCUUUAGCAGCUGUUCCUUACAGCGUUUUGGUCCAGUUUCCCUGUAAGCCAGUUCAAAGCCAGGCUUCGAAGGCUGUGCGUUGAAUUGAGCAUUUCUGAGGAUGUGCAUGCUGCACUUUGUGCUUUUUUAAAAAUAUAUUUCGG